Messenger RNA from Liolophura sinensis, 3980 nucleotides. Its product is annotated as STE20-like serine/threonine-protein kinase. The transcript is spliced from 12 exons. Gene Ontology annotation, biological process: protein phosphorylation. The record is from RefSeq and is a predicted model, not a curated record. NCBI's taxonomy places the organism in Eukaryota, Metazoa, Mollusca, Polyplacophora, Chitonida, Chitonidae. Gene Ontology annotation, molecular function: protein kinase activity; ATP binding. The coding region runs from base 258 to 2459 and encodes 733 amino acids.
ACCAUUCUGGGAGGGACCUGUUUUCGAUCGAGCACCGCGAGACGUUGGGCAGCGAUGUAGCUAGAUUAUGGCGGAAGGAAUUACGGUGUCUGAAAUGUCCAGAAAUCAAAGCAACGUCUGACCAGGUUUAAUUUGUGUGCACUGUUAGUGGUCGCGGAAAAAGCCAGUGGGAGUCGGCAAGGUGGGGCGGGCCCAUAACCCCUGCCUGAAUAGCCUGGAAAUCAAGUCGUCAAAAAAUUAACUUUCGUGCUGUCAUCAUGUCUUUCUUCAAUCAGUUGAAGAAGAUAUUUGGCAUUACAUCCUCGGACUAUGACAUUAAGAAGAAAAAACAGGCGAAUGACAAUAUCAAAAGAGAUCAAAAUCCUCUAGAAAAGUGGGAUAUAGUAGGGGAACUUGGCGAUGGGGCUUUUGGAAAAGUUUACAAGGCUGAGCGUAAGGACAACAUGCUGUGUGCGGCCCUUAAGGAGGUGGAGAUCAAGGGCGAGGAAGAACUGGAGGACUUCACUGUGGAGAUUGACAUCCUCUCUGCCUGCGCUCAUCAAAAUGUUGUGGGCUUGUAUGAGGCCUUCUUCUUUGAUAGUAAACUUUAUAUGUUUAUCGAGUUCUGCGGGGGAGGUGCCCUGGACAGCAUCAUGGUGGACUUAGAGAAACCCCUGACUGAAGAGCAGAUAAGAUUUGUUACUCAUGAAAUGGUGAAGGGCCUUGACCACUUACACAAGCACAGAGUCAUCCACAGGGAUCUCAAGGCUGGCAAUGUACUGGUCACAAUGGAAGGAGAUGUCAAACUGGCUGAUUUUGGAGUGUCUGCCAAAAAUGUGAAGACAACACAGAGACGAGAUACCUUUAUUGGAACACCUUAUUGGAUGGCUCCUGAAGUGAUAAUGUGUGAGACCUUAAAAGAUGCGCCCUACGAUUAUAAAGCUGAUAUCUGGAGUUUAGGUAUAACGAUGAUAGAGUUUGCACAGAUAGAACCACCAAACCAUGACAUGCAUCCCAUGAGAGUGUUGAUCAAGAUACAGAAGUCUGAACCUCCAACACUGGACCAGCCCUCCAAGUGGUCGAAAGCAUUCAAUGACUUCAUAUCCACCUGUCUAGUUAAGGAUCCAGAGAGGCGACCCACAGCUGAAGAACUGGCUGAGCACAAGUUUAUCAAAGGAUUUGAGAACAGAAAGCCUCUACUAAACUUAAUUUUGGAGGCUAAGGCAGAAGUAGUGGAAGAUGUUCAGGAUCUCUCUGAGGAAGAAGAACUACGCAAAAUAAAGGUAUCGGAUAAUGCUCAAAUAGAUGACUCCCAGUCUUUGGAGAGUCUCUCAGUGUCUGAUUUAUCUGAAACUGGAGUGGAUGAAUCAGAAGGAGAAAAUGACAAGCUUUUGGAAUUGGCCCCCAAGAAACCAGUAGAGUUUGUAGAAGAGAGGGUUGAAGAAAAGUUUGAAGAGAAGGAAGAAAAAGAGAAGGAAGAAAAAGAGAAGGAAGAAAAAGAGCAGAGACCAGACUCUAAAACUGAAGAAGUCAUGAAGAAGGAAGAGCAAGAGAAGUCACCGGAUGAGGGUUUAGGUCCCAGCGGUAGCGAGAAGUCUGAACUGUCUGAUGUAAGACAUAGCCAGGGAGAGAGUCCGUCCAAAACAGUGGAAAAGCCAGGGGACGAAAGUAAAGCUGAAGAGGAGCAAGGAGUAGAAACUGAAAUCAUUAAUGACAUUCUAGAUGAUGUAAUCCAGUCCACAACUGUGCAGCCGUCAAUACCAGGUGUGGUUUUGGAUACGGUGCAAGGAUUUGUGGAGGAAGGUCACAACAGGGAUGUGGGGAUGGAGAGAGGGGAUCAUAGAGACAUCCACGUCCCUGUGUCAACUGUGAUAGACAAAGUCGAUGACACCCACCCAACGCCAGAUGGCUCCAGGCCAGGGUCAGAAAACAAGGAGACAGCGCCUGAGGAAAAACCAGGUAUAGAAGACGUUAGUCCUGUCACAAAUAUAGAUGAACUGAUAAUAGAUCAAGAUGAUGUUAUUGACUUGGACGACACUGAUUUGGACGUUGUGCCAAAGCGAGAAAAGAGCGAGGAAAAAACUCAGGAAGCUAAAGUGGAGCCAGCCAACAGGUUCGUUAACGGAAACGCUGUCCACAUGCGAGAACAUGAAGAAAACGAACCAGCACCUCCAAUUCCACCACGCGUAUCAAUGAUCGACAAACGUGAUAGCAAAACAAACCUUGUAGACUUAGAUGUGUCCAAUCCAGACGAUGAUCUAGAUCGUAAAUCUGACGAUGGUAGCUCAACGACGGCUGACAGCGUAGACAAGACUAAGAUGCGUCCCCAGUCAGCAGGUGGCAGCAGAUACAUCCAGAAAACCAGAGGGGAGAACAAGAGUCAGUACAGGACGAUUAAGAAGACUCGUCGCUUUGUGAUUGAUGGCGUAGUGGUAACAAGUACUACAUCCAAAGUUGUGGCUGCGGGAGAGGGAAAAUAGAGUGAAAGAUGAGCAUAAUGUGAGGUAGGUGAUACUUCUCUUUGUCAUGUCCCACCUUUGCUGUAUGAACUCAUUUCAUUAACAGCUCCUCUCUCAUCUCUUUGGUUUCAAAUGUGAUGUCAAAUGAUAAGGGAAUUCGUUGAGGAACACAUGCUGCUGUAAGUUCUCUAUUUGAACUCAUGGAGAUACGUUAAGUUCACAACAUACAAAAGGCAUGGCUAUGACUGUGAAUAGUUCUGAAUGUUUGAGCAAAGUAAUACAAACAUUGCAGACAUGCAUAAGACGCGCAUAAAGGCCUGAGGUAGAUCAGAAAUCUCAUUUCUGUGAGACAAAAGUUUUGUUGAUAAUUUGCUUCUCUCCCACCAAGGAUGUUCAUGAGGAGGGGAGGUAAUUUGUGCAUCGUUUGAUAAGCAUUUUCUCAUACAUUGUAGUUGUCUCCCCUGAUGAGCAUAGGGUUUACAUUCUAAAUAUACAUCAGAUUCUUACCCUUAAUGAUCAAGUACUGAGAUACAGAGUAUAUUUCUGGAAUAAAAGCAUGUCCUGUAUCUUGAAAAGGGGUUAAAUCUGGUUUAGAAUUAGAAAUUUGUAAUGUAUUGUUGUGUACAGGUGUGCCUUAUUAUUUUAGCGUCAGCAGCAGUUUACAUUUAAGUAGAGUGAAUGUUAUAAUGUGGGAGUAUUUUAGUAUAUGGAGUCUUUAUAGCUGUCAGUCUACCAGUGAAUGCUACUUCAUUGCCGCUUGCCGUCACUGUGAGUUCAAGUCCAGCUCAUGCUGGCUUCCUUUCCAGCUGCACGUGGGAAGGUCUGCCUGCAACAGCGUGAAACAACAAUCAAAUAAAUAAAUAAAUCAGUGCCGCUUGCACAUGAUCUACAGAUUUGACUAGUAUAGUUUAGAUUAUAGCGACGAAGGCUGUAAGGUGUGAUGAAUGGCAUGGAUAUGUAAGGUUUUGUUUCAAGAGCUGCAUUUCUGGUCUUUAUCAGAUGUGUCUUUCUUCACCUCCAGUUUUUGUAUGCUAAAUCUCUUUGAGGUGAUGGAGUGGGUUUAUCCCACAUCAGGGCGUUUAACCUCGAACCAUCGAUCAGUCCACCUCCUUUGAGAGUAUUCUUCUGAUAAGGACACCAAAGACGUCAUUUGCCUCUGUGAAGCACACUUUUUCAUUCCUGCCGUUAUGCAUGUAUGUCAGGUCUGUAGCUCUAAGCUUCAAUCAGCCGUUGAAUAAGGUUCUUUAGGCAAGUAGAACAACCCCGCACCUUUCUUCAUCAAUCACACGUAAUACCCUGGUGGGUUGGCACAGCUUGUGGUCCUGAGGUUCGGGUCUUGAUGUAACCUAUCUGUCAAGCUACUUGUGUAACAUGGUGUACUUGUGUAUGCUUAACCCAUGUUUUCAUCUUACAUAGACAUCUCAAAUUUAAAUUUCUUAUAAAUUAGAUAAAAAAAUUCCCGUUAUACAAGUAUUUUUUUAGCAAUGUGUAUACUCUAGAAGUUAUCAGAAAAUAUACCUACAUUUUGUAUUUAUUGUGUUU